UCUGUGGAGUUGUUUCUCCACGGAGCGCAAUUAUAGUGGCACCGGGUGGACCCACAUAGCACUAUAGGCUAGUUAGAAGUAGCUAGCUAGUGUUGUACGCAUCUGUGCAACUGACAUUCUUCACGCGCUUAAUAAGAAAUGUUUCAUCCACUCGACGGCGUCAUUUUAAUCUAUAGCCACGCCAGCUGCCUCUUUCUGGACCAUUUUCGCCGCGUUUUGUCCCCCAUUGUCGACGCUAGCUUGCUGGUCAGUUAGCCUCCGUAAGCUAAGAAGCCAUCUUUACUUGCUACUGGUCUAGGUGUCAACAUUAUCAGCGACUUCAUUGGAUACUCGCUUGCCUGAGCUGUCAACUAAGGGACAAGUCAAGGUUCUGUGCAUCGGUGUCUGGGUUCUGGGGAUUGUAAUGUCCGAGCCCAAGACAGCCACUCCAAUCCCAGCUGGAGACACAUACAAGGGAUGGGUGUUCAAGUGGACUAAUUACAUCAAGGGUUAUCAGAGGCGCUGGUUCGUCUUGAGUAAUGGCUUGUUGUCCUACUACAGGACCCAGGCGGAAAUGGGCCACACUUGCCGUGGCACUAUCAACCUGGCGACGGCGACCAUCACCGUGGACGAUGCGUGCAACUUUGUCAUCUCUAACGGAGGCGCGCAGACGUAUCACCUGAAGGCCAGUUGUGAAGUCGAGCGACAGCGCUGGAUCACCGCGUUGGAGCUGGCUAAGGCCAAAGCGGCACGCCUUCAAACUGAGUCGGAUGACUCGGGUGACGACUUCUCUCAGUUGCCCCUGACUUCACCUUCUGGACAAGGUGGCGGUGGCGGCGGCGGCUCGCAAAAUUCCGAAGUCCAGUCGGCGCUGCGGACACUGGGCAGCAAGGUGGAGGAUCUGAGCACGUGCAACGAUCUCAUCUCCAAACACGGAUCAGCUCUCCAGAGGUCUUUGUCGGAGCUGGACAAUUUGCGUCUGACGGGAGAGGCGGGAGAUAAAAUUCGGCAGGUGACAGAGAGGGCGACGCUGUUCCGCAUCACCUCCAACGCUAUGAUCAAUGCAUGCCGAGACUUCCUGGCACUGGCGCAGGCGCACAGCAAGCGUUGGCAGAAGGCGCUGCAGGCGGAGCGGGAGCAGCGGGUGCGACUGGAGGAGACUCUGGAGCAGCUGGCGAAGCAACACAACCACCUGGAGCGAGCUUUCCGCGGUGCUGCUGCGCAGGCCAACGCCACCGCUGACAAUAAGAGCGCCGUUGCAGCAGCGAAAGGCGAGGCUAGCGAUGAGGAUGACGACAAUGAGUUCUUUGACGCCAUGGAAGAAGCCCCAGAGUUUAUCACUGUUCCUGCGGACCCUCGCUUCCACAAAAGGUCAAGCAGUAAUGCCAGCGGUUUCAAUAGUGAAAUGUGUUCGGAUGAUCAGUCACUGAACGAGGAGCCCCUGGCCAUGAACCAGGAGUCACCCUCGCAGGAGUUGUUGCCGCUGAAGAAGCGGCGCACGCGCAUCCCGGACAAGCCCAACUACUCGCUCAACUUGUGGAGCAUCAUGAAAAACUGCAUCGGCAAAGAGCUCUCCAAGAUUCCCAUGCCUGUGAACUUCAACGAGCCCAUUUCCAUGCUGCAGCGUCUGUCCGAGGACCUGGAGUACCAUGAGCUGCUGGACAAGGCGGCCAAGUGCCACAGCUCGCUGGAGCAGAUGUGCUACGUGGCUGCCUUCUCUGUCUCGUCCUACUCCACCACCGUCCACCGCACGAGCAAGCCCUUCAACCCGCUGCUGGGCGAGACGUACGAGCUGGACCGGCGGCGGGAGAGCGGCUACCGCUCCAUAUGUGAGCAGGUCAGUCAUCACCCGCCGGCCGCGGCUCAUCACGCCAUCUCCGAUCGCGGCUGGACUCUUAGGCAGGAAAUCACCGUCGCCAGCAAAUUCCGUGGCAAAUAUCUUUCCAUCAUGCCGUUGGGGACCAUUCACGCCAUUUUUGACAAGGGCAACAAUCACUACACGUGGAAGAAAGUGACCACCACAGUGCACAAUAUCAUCGUUGGGAAACUCUGGAUUGACCAGUCGGGAGAGAUCGAUGUGGUGAACCACACAACAGGAGACCGCUGCCAUUUGAAAUUUGCGCCUUACAGUUACUUUUCCAGAGAUGUGGCCAGAAAGGUGACCGGUGUGGUCAUGGAUAAGGAUGGCAAAGCCCACUACGUGCUGUCGGGAACCUGGGACGACAAGAUGGAGUUCUCCCGCGUGAUGCAAAGCAGCCGCGGCGGGGAGAACGGCUCCGAGGGCAAACAGAAGACCGUCUACCAAACCCUGAAAGCCAGAGAGGUGUGGCGGAAGAACCCUCUGCCUGAACGCGCCGAGACCAUGUAUUACUUCACUACCUUGGCGCUCACUCUAAACGAGCCCGAGGAGCCCGUGGCGCCCACGGACAGCCGGCGCCGUCCCGACCAGCGGCUCAUGGAGGACGGUCACUGGGACGAGGCCAACAGCGAGAAGCAGCGGCUGGAGGAGAAGCAGCGCAUCGCCCGGCGCGAGCGCGAGAGGGAGGCUCUCAGCCAGCGCGCCUCCGGCUACCCCGAUGAAGCUGUCGAUGAGGAUUCUCGAAACGAUCCAUCUAUGAAAAGCGCACCUCAUGAUCUCUACAAGGCACUUUGGUUCGAACGCUGCCAGGACCGAAUCACUGGUGAGCAGGUCCACAUCUAUAAAGGCGGCUACUGGGAAGCUAAAGAGCGCGGCCACUGGGAGGGCUGCCCAGACAUAUUUUGACCCCCACCUUCACCCGGUUAAAGAAACAGAAGCAGGAAAAAAAAGAAGAAGCUCCCCCGUUGGUUCUCUGUUCUAAGAGACCUCCAGGACGGUGGUAGGCCCUCAAGCUUGUCGUGAGUAGUGCUUCCUUCCACAUCCAUCCCUCAAAUUUGUGCGAUCAAUCGGUGGCCUUUAUGAAGACAAUUUAUUUCUGGUUUCUCUGAUGAUUUGUGUCUUAACGUCACGUCACUUACUGUGCGACUAUGUGUGGUUGGGUGGUUGGGUGUGUGUGUGUGUGUGUGUGGAGUGUGCUGGGAGACAGGGUGUUAUCUUGUUCAACUGUGAUAGAAUAGUCUCUCCUCCUCGCCUUUAACAACCUGUGCUCACUUGUCAGAAAAAUGUGUGAGUGAACUGGAUGCUCAGGUUUUAAUAUGGUUGGAAGUAAAAGAAGGCCGAAGUGAUUAUAAUUUUUUUUCAAGGAGAAAUACUUGUUUUAUGGUGUGAAGAAUAGAUACAUUUAAAGUAAAUGCAGUGCUGAUUUAAAAGAAAAUGCAUAUGCAAGCACAUGGUGACACCAAAAAAGUGUUUCGUCUUUUUUUUUUU
Molecule: messenger RNA, 3325 nt
Organism: Hippocampus zosterae (dwarf seahorse)
Lineage: Eukaryota; Metazoa; Chordata; Actinopteri; Syngnathiformes; Syngnathidae
Product: oxysterol-binding protein 1-like
Exons: 17
Coding region: 404-2743 (779 amino acids)
Cellular component (GO): cytosol; membrane; intracellular membrane-bounded organelle
Molecular function (GO): sterol binding
Source: RefSeq, a predicted model, not a curated record